Messenger RNA from Trichomonas vaginalis G3, 441 nucleotides. RefSeq names its product transcription by RNA polymerase I. The record is from RefSeq and is a predicted model, not a curated record. NCBI's taxonomy places the organism in Eukaryota, Parabasalia, Trichomonadida, Trichomonadidae. Gene Ontology annotation, cellular component: RNA polymerase III complex; RNA polymerase I complex; RNA polymerase II, core complex. The coding region runs from base 1 to 441 and encodes 146 amino acids. Gene Ontology annotation, molecular function: DNA-directed RNA polymerase activity. The transcript has a single exon. Gene Ontology annotation, biological process: DNA-templated transcription.
AUGAGUCUUCUCACCAAAAACUUCAGAUGCACAGCUGUUGAUCCAGACGGCAAACAAUUCGAUGAUGUUUCUAGAAUUAAAGCAACAACAGAUGAAGGAGAUUAUGAGCUUGUUCUCGAUUAUAACUGUUUCAUCUAUGAAAUUAAGCAGGACCAGUUGUUCCAGCUUAACAUCUCAACACAACUUCAUAGUGAUGAAGCAUCUAGAGCUGAAGAACAUUGGCAUCCAUCAAUUGUCGAGAACUCAACACUCGCUGCUUCAUACGAAUAUAUUAUGCACGGAAAAGUUUACAACUACGAAGAACAGCCAGAAACAAAUCGUGCUACUGUUUAUGUUUCUUAUGGUGGUCUCCUUAUGUCAUUAACAGGCGAUCGUAACACAAUUGCUGGUAUCCAGCGUGGCAAGGAAGUCUAUCUCCUCAUUUCCAGAAAGAGCAAAUAA